GAGUGGACAAGAAAUAAAUUGCAGUGAGUGUGUAGUUUUUAUCCCUCCCAAGAGCUGAUUUUUAUCAAUUUACUGUAGUACUCCAGUCUUAGGGUGAUUGUGUGUGGAUGUGAGGCAAGAGUUCACAGAAGGACUGAGGAAAGUGCCCUGAAGCCGCUAGAGAAGGUUUUCCUGAGGAGGAAGAGACCCAGCACCCAAGAUCACCCUGAUAUUGACAACACUCUCACUGUGAUCGCGAGGGCCUCCUAUCAAUAUUUGGCUCCCCUCUUCGAAGCCCCUUCAUCACUAAGCUAAGGACCCUGGGACUAAACAUCUCCCUUUGCAACUGGAUCCUGGUCUUCCUGACGGUACACCCCCAGGUGGACUGUGUGUGUGGCCUAGCCGUCUAGGAUGAAGUGGAACCUGUUCAAGAAGAAACCUGAAGCCAUGGUCGGACCGGAGCCCACUGGGGCUGCAGUCUUAACUGUUGCCCCUGGCCCUGUGGCCUCCACCGCAGCUGACAACUCCACAGAGGCCGUCAAAAACGGCGAUUUUGACGACAUCAAGAAUAAGUUCCUCAAUGAGAUUGACAAGAUCCCAUUGCCAUCAUGGGCCAUCAUCGCCAUUGCAGUUGUAGCUGCUACCCUGAUUCUCACCUGCUGCUUCUGCAUCGUUAAGAAGUGCUGUUGCAAGAAAAAGAAGAACAAGAAGGGCAAGAAAGGGAAGGGGGAAAUGGGCAUGACGAACAUGAAAGGAGGAGAGAAACAGGACGAUGAUGAUUAUGAUGAAGAUGAUGCUGAGACUGGUAUGACUGGAGAUGAGAAAGAGGAAGAGGUGAAGGAGAAAGAAAAGCUUGGGAAGCUUCAGUAUUCCAUAGAUUACGACUUCCAGGACAACAAGCUCACAGUAGGCCUCCUCCAAGCAGCUGAUCUCCUCUCCAUGGACAGCGGCGGCACCUCUGACCCCUAUGUCAAGGUCUAUGUCCUCCCAGACAAGAAGAAGCAUUUUACCACCAAGGUGCACAAGAAGACGCUAAACCCUACCUUCAAUGAGACCUUUGUUUUCAAGAUUCCAUUCCAGGAGAUGGGUGGCAAGACUUUGGUCAUGCAGGUCUUUGACUUUGACCGCUUCUCUAAGCAUGACGUCAUUGGAGAGGUGAAACUACCCUUGCACAAACUGGACCUGGCCCAGCCACUGGAGGAGUGGAGGGACCUGGACAGUGCAGAGAAAGAAGAGCAAGAGAAGCUGGGAGAUAUCUGCAUCUCUCUGCGCUAUGUGCCCACUGCUGGGAAACUUACCAUCUGUAUCCUGGAGGCCAAGAACCUCAAGAAGAUGGACGUGGGAGGACUGUCAGAUCCCUAUGUGAAGAUCAACUUGAUGCAGAACGGCAAGCGUCUGAAGAAGAAGAAGACCACGGUGAAGAAGAACACUCUGAAUCCAUACUACAACGAGUCCUUCAGCUUUGAGAUUCCUAUUGAGCAGAUGCAGAAAAUCCAAGCUGUGGUCACAGUGCUGGAUUAUGACAAGAUCGGUAAAAACGACGCAAUCGGGAAGAUCUGGGUGGGCAGCAAGGCGACUGGCACCCAGCUGAAGCACUGGUCCGACAUGCUGGCCAACCCUCGCCGCCCCAUCGCCCAGUGGCAUCCACUGCAGCCCGAGGAGGAGAUUGAUGCUUCGCUGGCAGCCCUGAACGCCAAGAAGUAAACCUCCUCUACCCACUAACACCCAUACCCAAACAUACCCAUCCUCCUCACCCCUGGUCCUACACAUCUCCCAAUAAUACAUUCCAAACCAACACACCAACCAAUUCUACACCCUAUACCACAAAAGAUACCUACCUAUAUCCCAAUAGACAUGAUCAAAAAAUAAUAAAAAAUAAAACAUUCAUUCCACAAGGAGACAGUCACAAGAUCACUCAAUUGAUGUUUGUAUUGGGGUUGCAGUUAGUUACAUUGUGUCAUGAGGAUAGGAGCCUAGAGUGUGAAAACAGCGGUCCAAUGUGAUGGAGGAUUAGGGAAGUAAAACCACACAUUCACUCAUUUUGUACCUUUUCAUCUCCUCCCCUUAGAAACACCAUUGCUUCAAUUCUGCUUAAUACUUAAAAUGCUUUAUACUGCCAUGUAAUAGAGGAAAAACACAAGCAGGUUAAUUCCUUGGGUGUAUUGUUGCACCAUGCUCCACACCUGCCAGUUACUUACUUACUACAUACUAGAUACAAUUAGUUUGAACUACAUUCCUAGAGUUGGGUAAAGAGUAGAGAUAGACAAUAUCCAGUUACCCCACACUGUUAACACACUGCCUUUUUGAUCAUUAGCUCAUCUGCUCACCCAUAUUCUCAGGUACACUGAGAGAACUGAAACUUCAUGCCUUUUUUUCUAAACGGGUUGUUAUUCAAAAUGCUCCGCAACAUGAUCAGAGAAUAAUGUUUUUGAUGAUUUUAACAUCUCAGUCUGGUGCUGGAUUGGUUUAUUUUUCCAUAAUCUAAGACUAGUCUAAAUUUAUCACUGAAAUGGCAACAGGAGAGUCUCUCGAGUGUCUCUCAAUAACACCGUUUGUGGCUGUCAGUCAACAGAGUAGAGAUGUGAAAUAUGUUUAGGAUAAAGGGACUAUGAGCCACUGGAAGUGUCUACUAUGGCCUAUGUUGGGAAAGCAUGCAAGAGAAAGAAUAUAUGUGUGGAAACUCCAAGGACUGAAUGGAAGGUCCCAUUCAGUCCAUGGAGUUUCCACACAGAUAUUUCUCUCUUGCAUGCUUUCCCAACAUGGGCCAUGAUAGACACUUACAUGCAUGCAAGAGAGAGCAUAUCUGUGAGAAUAUCUGUGUGGAGACUCCAAGGACUGAAUUAGACCCUGGUUGACACAAUGUUGUUUGUCAGGUGUCUAUUCUACUAUUCUACUGCCUGCAAUCUACCACCUUCCCCUCCAAUGCCUCUACUAUUUAGGAUCUAUCUCCCUGUUCAGUGCUACUGCCAUUAGUCAUGGACUCACAACAAGGAUUUCACUUAUUCAAAGGAAUCCCUGUAUCCGUCUUACAGUCAUAAAGGAGACAAGCCUUCCGAGUAAUGAAAUAAGCAAUUCUCAACUACCAGGGACGCCUUCCAAUUAGCUGUGUUGUUUUUUACUCACUCUUUUCUUUUCAACGUCAAACACUUUUAUUCCUCAAGCACUUUAAAUCAAAAUGUUCUGUUCUAAUUCUACUCUCCAAAAACCAGAGAUUUAACAAUUUAUUUUAUGAUGAAUCAUUUCUGGUAAAAAAACAAGAGUGAAUUUAUGAGUGAAUCAUUAUUUUUGUAGUUUUUCUUUGAUCAUUUUAACCUUGUUUUUCUUGUGAAUGCACUUUGAUUGCUCUGAGACAAUUGUUGUUGUUAAGUUUGAUUGAAAGGAUAAGAUCUGGAAGGUUCCCGUUAUGUGUAUGUUAUACACAGAUGGCCAAACUGCUGAAUCUAAUUGCACUAUACUGGAUAUCUCUAUGUUACGUGGUUGUAGAUUGUUCUUUGAUCUAUGGAGUUUUUGUGAUGAGAUGUCCUGAGUUUGAGUCAGGUCACAUAUUCAAAAGUCUUCUGAUUGGGAAUAAGACACAUUUCAAUUAAAUGCUGUUCCUCAGAUCCUUCGCUGAAUAAGUGAUUUUACAUUUUGACUUUCUCUUGAGAUAAAUUUGAGUAUAAAACUGAUCAUCUGACUGAAUUAAAUUGACAUUAAAAAAAUGUAAAAGUCGUAGCAAAAUGCCAUUAGACUUUGGAGCCACACUAGUAAUGUAAUGGGACAUGAACUGUCUCUGUGCACCAUCUUGUUCCAAACAACAAAAUAGUUCAAAGCAAUGUAUUUCAAGGACGGUAAAAAGUACUUGAUUGUGUUUAAGAACAAGCGAAGCAGUUUAAUGUUUUAACAGUUUGACAACUUUUAUACUUUUGGGAAUUACAGUAGUGAAUGUUGGUUAAUGUAUUGCUUUUCUCUAUAGGACAACCAUAUCUUUAUGUAUAUGUCCAGUAGGGGUCAGAUUAGUUAUGUUUUAUAUUUCAUUUGAUUUAGUUUCUUUAUGUUCAAAAAGCAACACUAAAGAAAAGACUAAAUGCAAGCAAUCAAACGACCCAUCGGUGAGUAGUUUUGCCUAUAUACAUAGUUCAUACAGGUUGAUACUGCAUGUUUCUACAAAAUACUGUACAAAAUAGCAUGUUUUAGAGAUAAAGCAAAAAUAAUUUGUGUACGUGGGUGUCAUUUGUCAUUUUAAUACUGUAACACAAUGCAGGAAAAAAGAUACACUGUAUAUUUUCUAAAUGAAACAAAUACGGUAUGUAUUUAUUUUCCACAAAUGGGUUAUUGGAGACAAUGUCAUAAUAUAUUAGAAUAAUAUGAUUCUGUCCAUGCCUAAACUUUUAAGCAAGUUUGUCGUCAAGUACUGUGUGUGAUUUCAUGUAGGAUAAAAAUGUAGCCGCAUGCUUGCUAUCUAAAUCCUCGUGAUUUCAUUUGGAUGAAUUAUAAUUGAUUUCAAAUGUAUUUAUUUAUGUAUUGUUUCCUUUGAGAUGAUUUAAGUCUGUUGGUCUUCUUGCCAAACAUCAGUGAUUGUAGGGGGUCUCCAAGUUCAAGAAAUACAACUAUUCCAAAGUGGAACUCUUCAAUGAUCAGUGCCAUUGCUGAAACAUAUCCACCAUUUGGUUAAAAAGACUGUAAAAAAAGAUCAACCUGAUUUUUGGACAAACAUGUAUUACAAGCCUACUAUUUAGGAUGCUAAUGAGCCCACCAGAACUGAAUCCACACAUCUCCAAACUAGACAUACAGCUUGGAGUCCCCUACUGUACAUGAAACAUUUUUGGGGGAGUUUUACUUUGCGUUGGUUUAAUGACCUGACACCCUUUGCAAUUAUAUAUAUUUUACAGUGCUAAUUACACAAAUAUAUGUGAAUGUGUAUACAGAUAGUUGAAUUAGAUAACUAAAGCCAUAAUACUCAAGCACUAGCUCUUUAGAGCUCUGCUGUAUAACUAGUUAUUGAUUUGUAAAAAACAAAAAAACACUUCUUAAUCUUCCUAGGUCAGUGUUUGUCAUGUACAUUCUGUUCAGAACUCUGUACUCAUCUAGAUUAUAGAAGGCAAAAUAUUGAGCACUGAGAGCAGUUGUGAGUUUAGUAUAGUGGAUGUGAUUUUGUUUUCUACUUUGAAGAUGUUAAAGCUGUCUUUAUUUGAGCUAAUAUAUUCCAGUGAUGUAAUUUGUAUAUGCCUUGUUUUGAUAGUAUGAAUCAUGGUUCUUCUUAUCUCACAAGAUGUUAUCGAAAAUACCUGAAGAAGUCAUCUGGAACAUUUACAUGAUUGAAAUGUGAGUGUCAGGCUGGUCUGUUGGUGAUCCUUGGGCUGAGUGCAAUUCAUUUAGGACCCUGACUGCGAUGUAUGGAUCCCUCUAUUUUCAUCCACAGUGGCUUUACAGACAUGACAUAAUAUUGUGAUCAAAGAUAUGGCAGAAAUAUCUAUCUAUCUUGUAACAGUGCCAAGUCUCAGCAUUAUUGUCUGAUCAACAUAUGUUGCAUUCAUGGUAAACAGUAAAGUUAAGAUAAAUCAUCUACAGUCUAAUCUUAGACACUUUGAUGGAAACCAGCUGUUUCAAGUCAACAAUUCCUCUAAUAGCAACACUAUUGAAAUAAUAAUCAUAGUGUUGUUUGGUGUUUGCAACAAUUUUAUAAUGGGAUCAUUGAUGGUGCUUCUCAAUGUCACAAUCAAUCCUUUUGAACUGUGACCAAACCGAUGCACAUGGAACUUCAAUCCAGUUGACGAUUUCAGUGUCUUUCCAAAAUACUGCCAGUAUAUCCAUUUAUAUUUACAAUUCCAUGAAAUCGUCAUCAGUAAUCUGUUUGAAUCUAUUUCAGAGCCCAAAUAUUUCCACUGAUGCGGAUGCAGGUUAGAUUAUAAAAUAACUGUGAUUAAAGGUUCAAAUAUAGCACAUUUUUAUUAAAAAGAUUUGAUUGUUUCAAUGCUUUUUACACUGCCACGGUCAUUGGACAGUUCCCUAUAUGGGGAAAACGACUGACAACUGUGUGUUUGUGUAUAUGUAUGUAUGUAUGUAUGUAUGUAUGUAUGUAUGUUACAAGAACAAAAAGCAUAGGCCCUUUAUAAAGUUAGAGGUUGCAGUGCUAAAACACAGUACUACUGCAACUUACCAGACGUAUAUAUCUGCAUGCCCAGAAUACAUAAACCAUUCUUAAGUGUACAUUUAAGUGUUAAUAAAAGUGAUUAACAAAGAUGUUUUUAUUUACAAUGGUUUAAAAUGUUUAUAUUAUAGGAUUACCUAUUUUUUUGAAAGCCUAAAUUGAUAUAUGUACUUUAUGCACAACUGCUUUAGAAACUAACUGCAGGCUAUAUCUCAGCGGUGAAGGAACAAUGGAUUGAGAGCACGAUGAUUCACACACUACGUUCUACUAUUCUUUUGUACUACUAGCUGUUUUAUUUCUAUCAAGCUUUUUAAAUGAAUUAUUCAAGUACUUUAUGAAAAAGGUCCAUGUGAUUUUCAAAGGGAUACCCUCCAAACUAGAGCAUCAUAUCAAAUCAAAUUGGAUUUGUCACAUGCUUCGUCAACAAAAGGUGUGGACUUACAGGGGAAUGUUUUCUUACAGACCCUUCCCAACAAUUCAGAGAGAGAGAGAAAGUAGAGAAAUAACAGAAAAGUCAUACAACUUCCAUGUCAAUAAUGUGUUGUCUCAGUUGGCCUAGGUCACUCACCACCUUACAGUGUGUUCUCCCGUCUCUGUUUGUGUUUCCUCUUUCUACUGUAAUAAUCACUAGGUUAGUGUUGUGUUUCUAUUAUAUUUAGAAUGCAAAACUGCAUUAGGACCAAUGGAAAAGACAAUGAUUGAACUUUCCCACCAUGAAUUCACUGUUUUUCUGUCUUAGCAUUAAUGUGCUGUUGUUGUGGAACUGGACUCGCUGGGGGCUCCUUUGGAUCCAGAAUGAUACUGAUUUUUAGAGGAACGUCGUCCUUCAUGUUUACAACAUGGAUAUAUAUAUAUACUACCAAAACAUGCAGAAUAGUACCAACCCUCUCUCUUGAACUCUUCCUUCAUUUCUAAUUUUCCAUACUACAAUUGCAUUCCAAAAUACUUUUUUCUCCUCUCUUUCUCUUCAUCCUCUUUAAGCCUCAGAGGACCAUGAGAUUACGUGUCCUCUGGCUGUGUUUCUUCGUGUCUUAGUGUUGUGGUGUGUGUGUUCAUGUCAGUACUUGUGCCUACUGUGGAUCGCAUGCUUUAGCCCUUGACUGGACACAAAACGUUGCUCCUAUACAAACUGCCCACGGCCCGUCAGUGGAUGAGCAUCGAGGAUCCUUGUAAAGUUAUCGAGGGAACCAAAUAACUCAAUACAGAUCUAUCAUAAGUGUUACCAGCUCUGUAUGAAACAAAUAGGAAAUAAAGGCCUUUUAAUACG
Oncorhynchus nerka (sockeye salmon) is the source of this 7376-nucleotide messenger RNA. Its product is annotated as synaptotagmin-2-like. The transcript has 12 exons. Gene Ontology annotation, molecular function: syntaxin binding; calcium-dependent phospholipid binding; clathrin binding. Gene Ontology annotation, cellular component: axon; dense core granule; exocytic vesicle. The record is from RefSeq and is a predicted model, not a curated record. Gene Ontology annotation, biological process: cellular response to calcium ion; calcium ion-regulated exocytosis of neurotransmitter; regulation of dopamine secretion. Lineage: Eukaryota; Metazoa; Chordata; Actinopteri; Salmoniformes; Salmonidae. Bases 391 to 1683 code for a protein of 430 amino acids.